AUGGGGUAUACGUCAUUCGACAAUGAUGCUGAUAGGUUAACUCAUCGACCCGAAAGAGUACAUCAUGUGCAUCAAUGGCAAAGCUUAGUCUAUUAUUGGGGCACUCGAAAGGCACAGGAAACUAAUAAGAAGAAUGAAGUUCCUGCAACUCGCUUAGAAGUGUGGAUGGCUGGGUACUCAAAGGAUAACAAACCAAGUACUAAUAAAGUUGUUGAGGUCAUGACACAAAUGAAAGAGUUUGGGGCGCAAUCCAAUGCUACAGAUGAAGAAAUUAUCACACAGGUUCUAAGGCCUGAGCGACCUAGUCGUGUUCGAACAUACGGAUUGGGUCUUUCUUCGAUAGAUGUCUUUGGAGGCGGAUAUAGGCAAUCACAAGAACAAACUUAUAUGAUCCAAAUGCAAGUCCAAGAGCAACUUAACCAAUAUAAUGCACAAAUGGAGAUGCAAAUGAAGGAGAUGAUGAAUGCUAUGCUUAAUCAACAAAAAGUACAAAUGGAGAUGCAAAACACAAUCCAAGCUCAACAAGCACGAAUAGAGCAAUUAGAGUCCCAACAAGCCAUGGGUGGGCAUGUUGCACCAACUACUACACAUGUGCAUUCACAACAACAAUCCCAUUCAUACACCUCAUCGUUUAAUUGUCAUCGUUCGUCCGAGGAAGUUCACAUAUCAAAGAAAGAAAAGAAGAAGAAGAAGAAAAAGAAGUAG
Messenger RNA from Camellia sinensis, 705 nucleotides. NCBI's taxonomy places the organism in Eukaryota, Viridiplantae, Streptophyta, Magnoliopsida, Ericales, Theaceae. The record is from RefSeq and is a predicted model, not a curated record.